Monodelphis domestica (gray short-tailed opossum) is the source of this 3359-nucleotide messenger RNA. It is a transcript of the gene SERTM1, whose product is annotated as serine rich and transmembrane domain containing 1. Gene Ontology annotation, cellular component: intracellular membrane-bounded organelle. Lineage: Eukaryota; Metazoa; Chordata; Mammalia; Didelphimorphia; Didelphidae. The record is from RefSeq and is a predicted model, not a curated record.
UGGGCAGACGCCUCUGUGUUCUCUGGGCUUUUCCAACCUGGGGGUGGAUAAAAGAAAGGUUCUUCCCCAUCUCCAUCCCACCCCCUGCGGUACUCCAGAUCAGGGACAUUGCUAGGUGCGCUCAUCUCGGUCCCUAGCAUUGUGAGAGCCUGGCAUUCAGUAGAAGGAGCUAGCAGGAAGGGGGGAGCAUCGAGGCUUGGGGCCAUUGGUUGUGGGGGUUGUAGAGUGGGCGGGGGAAACUCCUCCCUCGGUCUCUUAGACUUAGGGCAACACAGCUCUUUGCCUACUGCUGCUCCAGUUCCUGUACCUACAGGAGGGCGGACCGGACCGGACCAGACCAGACCAGACCGGGAACUGCCCCGCUGAUUUACUCUCUAAGCGUCUCACUCCGCCCAACGUACCACACUCUUCCAGAGGAAGGUUCCUCAGCUUGUAGCGGAAGGAUAGAGUGGACAAGCUGCAGUUCUCUCCCAAGUCGACCCCGUGGGUGCCCUUCCCCCCCCGAUCUUCCCCGCAGGGUGUCCGGAUUGCAGUUCCAGUGGACACCAGAUCCUGAACUGUGCUUGUCUGGAAAGCAAGAUCCUCAUCUUAGAUAAAAGCCUGCUAUUUUGGCCAACAUUUCCAUGGAAAAAUGAAAAACUAUAACAUCUGUCCAUUUUAACCUUUGUCUGACUAUAACUUUGAGCUUCAAUACAUUUUUUCUGUCUCUCAACCCUCAAAGAUGUCAGACCCUGAUCCUUCAUCUGGACUUGUGGGCAGUAUGGAGAAUGGAACUUUCCUGGAGCUCUUUCCCACCUCUCUUUCCACCUCUGUGGAUUCAUCUUCUGGCCAUUUGUCCAACGUCUACAUUUAUGUUUCAAUAUUUCUAAGCCUUCUAGCAUUUCUGCUCUUACUCUUGAUCAUUGCUCUGCAGAGGCUUAAAAACAUCAUCUCAUCCAGUUCCUCCUACCCUGAGUACCCUAGUGAUGCUGGGAGUUCAUUCACUAACUUGGAAGUCUGUAGCAUCUCCUCUCAGAGAUCUACUUUCUCCAACCUUUCUUCCUGAAGAAAAAUGCAAGAGAACAAUUUGGUGCUGGAAGGGCUUAGUUGCAUGCUAUUUGUUGCCUCUUGGAGGAGGUGACUGUAUGAGGCUAACCUGGAAGAGGUGACUUUUUGAGCUCUUAGACUAACCCUCAUCCUUUAGUCUCAAUUUCCCUUUUAAUUAGCAGCGCUUUUCAUCUCUGAACAUAAUGCUAAAACAAACAGCUUUAAGCAUCUAGGAGUGAUAGAGUUUCACACCUGCCUGGUAGACCUAGAUCUGCCUCUUAGUAAAGGGAUCCAUUAAUUCCAUGGCAUUGGGCAUUUGCAUUCUAAAUUAAAUUCACUUCAUCUGUGUGAUAUUGGACUGUGCUUCUGGACUUCAUCUCUUCUGAGAAACCAUUAGGCCAAUGGCCAAACUUCUGGUGAAAAUUACGCUUUUUUUUGCUAUUGAGAAUUAUUCCAUUUCCCACCUUAUAUAUGAAAGAGCAUUUCCCAUGAAACAAAUAAUUUUAAAGCAAUUUCAGUUUGAAUCUCCUAGGUAGAAUCCUAAAUUUUUGAAUAAAGGCUCCAAAUACUUCAUUUAAGUUUAACAAGUCACAAUUAUAUCUGACCAGGAUUGGGAAGAAAUUAAUAUUAAUAAUAGAGUAAGACAGAGACAACUGUGAGCCAUGCAUCAGAUUCUCAAUAUAUUCAGUCUUUUGGAGUUUUUUCACCCCAGAUCAAAUGCUCCAUAGUUUUGUCAUUCUUUGUGUUGAUAAUUAUUAAUUUCAGACAUAUUCCAGCACAAGUUAAAAAACUGGACUCUUAUUUUAUAUCUAUGAUUUCCUACCAGUGGAACUCAAGCACAUAGAGACUAGACUAAGCAUCAUACCAUAUCAUUGAAAUGUGCUCAUGUAUUCAGUUUCAUACUCUUUACACCUUAAUGUAGAAUUCUGUGAAGAUGACAAGACAUCAGACAUGUUGACUCACGUUAAGUUGAAAGUGUUAGAAACUGAAAUGCGAAAGCUAUAUAUUUCAUUCAAAGCUCUAAUACCUCCUUUUUUCUGUUAUCAUAUGUUCUCUACUCCUGGGAAUUAGAAUUACAGCAUGAGGUCUAAAGUUGACAUUUCUAUAAAUGUAGGUUAUAAUAGUAAGUAAGAGUAGGAUGUGAUGGUCAGACCAGGUAUAGCUAGGAUCCAAGACCUGUUCCUGAGGCCUGCUUGCAUAUGAGCACAGGCCUAAUACAUUAAAGAAAUUAAACUCUCCAAAAAGAUAUCUGGCUCUAGGAGAUUAAGAAUUUUCUGUUUAAAUAAAACAGUACCCACAGCGUAAAAGUAAGACUACCACUACUCAAUACCAUCAGAUGCUUCAUUGCCAAGGACAUGUGUGUACACAUGGCAACCCAAAUGGUCAUUUCUUAUUUAAUGUAUAAUUCUUACAAUUCUAGGCCAAUUCCUGUCCAUUUAAAGAUUUAUGAGACAAAUCUGAAAGGCACCUUUGUAAUAUAGCACAACUAUUUGCUUGAUUGUCUAGUCAAACCUAUUCAGUCACAAGAACAACCCCAAAAAGUGAUCAUUCAAUUCAAGAUUUUUCAUGGCAUAGGACAUACCAUUUAUGUGGGUAAGAACAGGAAACUUAGAGGACUUGUAAAAAUAGAGAGCCAUAAGAUUCUUCAUUUUAAAUAUAGCUAAGGAUAAAUCAGCCCAAUGCCAUCUUUGAUUGACUACAAAUUCGUAACUGGUCUAGGAGUUGUACCUAAUUGUACAUAUCUUAGGUUUUGUGAGCUUGUGCAGAAAGUCCAAUUCAUAAAUUCAUUCAAAAAAUGAAAUAGAGACAUGCUUUUUAUCCAUUGUUGCUGCUUCUCUCCUUUUAUGAAUGCCUCUUAAUUGAAUGAAACACCCAGACAUAUGUGUUUACAAUAUGGCAAUGUCAUCUUUAUGGCAUAGGAUUGUGCAGAUUUCAAAGGGACAGUUUUAGUUACUGAGAAAUAAUAUUAGAAAAAGUGGCUUUUAAUUUUUUCUGGGUCAUUUGAAAGUAAUAUAUGAUGACUUUUUUCUUCUAAAAGAUAUAAAAGUCCUCCAUCAGAAGAGCUAGUCACAGAAGAAGAAGGAAAAAAAAUUCAAAGGAAGUAUUGAAUUGCCACCACACAUCCUAAAAGACCUGAUGGUCCAUUACGCUCAACUUCAUGUGUGAUAAUUAGCAGCAUAUUUGUGUGCAAUUAGUAGAAGAUAAAUUCUAUUUUUUCUCCCCAAAUUUGCCAAGGCACCUGUACAACUUGAGAUGGGUUUGUUUUCAGAGUAUUGGAGGUGUUCAAAAGAGUUGGGAGUUUAAAUGAUAAAUAAAAAAAAAAAUGAAGCCCA